UCGCUCGGUGUUGGCAGAAUUGUACCAGAGUCGUUAGCAUUAGUCGUUUUGGUCAUGUUAAUACGAUCGUUGACGGACUGUCCUGUGUUUUUCAUCGUUUCUACUUGAAAUACGCUGAAUCAGAAUCACAAAGUAGUGUUAUAAGAUAAUCGAUACUCGUAUAAUAAGUUAUGUGGAACAGUUACCUCGCGGCGAAUACAACUAGUUAAUAUUUUGUGGUGUUCAAUUAUAACCUCUACUUCACUGGAGACGUCUACUUCACUCAAAAUUUUCAGAAUCUAAAUAUAAGAAUUAUGGAGAAAAAUAUGGCGAGUGGGAGUACCACGCAACCCACGGCACCUCCGCCAUCAGCACCACCUUCGUAUGAAGAGGCUGUUGCGAAUAUAGCGAGCCCACCACCCCAGCCAAAUAUUCCACCGUAUCCAGUAGGACCACCCGUUAUGCCUGUACCAACAUUUCCUCCGACCCAAACGACGGCGGUAUUCUCGCCGAAUUACCCAGGAGCAGUCCCAGCCAACGUGCCACACCUGCAACACCAGACACAUUAUACUGCUAAUUAUCAGCCUGUGGCGGUCGUGCUGGGCCGGAAUCCCGUGAAAAUGACCUGCCCGAAGUGUCACCAAAGCAUUAAGACCACCAUUAUAUCGGACCAUCAGCCGAGCGCUCACAUUUGCUGCAUUGUACUCUGCUUACUUGGAUGUUGCCUUUGUUCGUGUCUGCCAUAUUGCAUGAGCAGUUUCAUGAACGUCCAUCACAUUUGCCCGAAUUGUAAGCAGUAUAUCGGUAGGUGGAAGGGUUGAAUCUAACUCGACGCGGGAAUUAUUUGUAUAUUGUUUACGGUUUUAUAUGUAAUCAGGCACAGUGUUGUAAUGUUACUAAGAGUAUCCGAUAUGUCUUUGCUUGUCGCGUAUUAUCGAGUUAACCUUCUAUUGCAUAAUAUAUCCCAUUGGGAGCGCGAUAAAAAAUAUUUGCGUAAAGCUCGUUGAGAAGACUUCGCGAGCUCAGCCAUUUAUUACUUAGCUUAAGUAUCAAUUCCAUCGCGGAAGUAUAGAUAACCGAGAAAUUGUUUAUUUACAAGUCAGAGAUACUCGAAUAAAAUUUAUGCAAUAGAGAGUCAACGUUUCGACGGCCGUGUGUUUUCGGGCGACGCACGGCACCGCCCACUUCCGUCAGUUAAGAUCUAUAUUAUUCGUUGGUUCUUGAAAUAUCAUUGCUGGAUAAUGGAUCUUCCGGAACGUCUCGCCACGUGACCGCUAUCCAAAUCGGUUCGUCAUCGCCAAUUUUGUUCCCCACUCGGUAGCGCCACGCAUAUCUGAUAAUGAAUCAGCGCAUAAUUCUCGUUAUCUUUAGUGAGUUUUCUUAGAACAUGUUUUGGAAUUUUGUUUUUACAUGAUAUCGAGAACUGCUUUUGCACAAAAUUCGGCACAGAACUGUCGAGAGUCGGAACACAUUUCGAAGACUGAGAAAUUCUGCACAGUCUAGCCAGGAGGAUUAAUUUUACGGCGACGAAGAUAAAGGAAUGUUGUACCGAAUUACAAUUCAGCGCGUGGCUCGAAAUAAAUACGAGGAUGGAUUGCAUUCCUGCACAGAGAUGGGCAAAAUUCUUAUCUGUAUAGUGACUUCGAACAACGAAUAAAGUGUUCGCAAUUUUGUAUUCGUUAUUCGCUAGACGAAUACCAGUAUUUGAAUGAUAAAAUUGAAUUAUAUUUCACGCCGAAUGAUUCGAAUGAUUGAAUUAUUCGUCAUCUAUCAUUCGAAAAAAUAUUUUGCCCAUUUCUGUUUCUGGGAUUACACGUCGGCCAACAAUAGAGUUAAGGAACAACUCUACGAGAUUGUCAUAGAUUGUAUCAGAAACACUAUGACGCUUAUUUCUUGUGAAAUAAUACGAAUGCAACGUAUGAGCCGUUCUUUAUGAAACAGUUAUCAUCAUAAACAAUGAAAACAUGUAGCAGUCGAAAAACGAUCGAAAUAUCAACGUUAAAUUAAAGUAUCUACAUUAUUUAAAAUUCCUUUAAUCAUUUGUCUCGAGGAAAGUAAAAUAUAUUACAUAAAGACUAUGAAAGUAGAAAGAUGAUUGGGCUUGGAUUACUUUCAUAAUCAACAGCUCAUAUAACGAGUGAUGGUUAGGAUGAUUAUUAAUUCCAUAUUUGAGUCGAGUUAAGUGGACGCGCGCGUGUCUGUAUGUGUGUGUGCGUAUGUGUGUGUGUGUCGUGUGCAGGUAAAAUUAGAUAAUAUUAUAAGGGUAUUUUCGAGCGUUGUGUUUGAGAACAGCGUUGUUCUUACGUGCAUUUAUUGUAUUCCAUAGCCUUAGGAAAAUUUUAUCUCGAAGGAAAGAGAUUUUACACGACGAGGUUUAUAUUCGUUAACUCUUUCUGGGAUGCUUGAUCGUUUAUUGCUUAAAAUGGGAAGGGAAGAACGAUUCCUGGUCGAUUUGGAUGAAAUUAAUGCGAGGACCACUUUGCUUGAUGGCUGGAUAACGAUGUUCGGGACGUAACGUAGACAUACGUUGUCCUUUUCGAAUUUAGUUCACAUUCCAUGUAAAUGUCUUCCGUUGGAGUUACCGUAUUUUGCUAGCCACUACUAAUAGAACUUAGGAUAUUCAGGAUUGGGUUACGUCGAGGUAUUUCAGAUUUUCCGUAGCUUCGAACAACCAGAUGAUUAUUUAUUUGGGCUAUAGUAUCAUGCGGGAGUGCACGCAUGUAUAAUGGGGGACAACGAAAGAAUCGAUUUGGUAGCAUUCGUGAAUCUGUUUCUUGUUGAGAGUUCUACCUUUUAAAUGUAAACCUUGAGUAUUGAAUUCAUUGAUACUAAUAGGCGAUAGUACCGUAGUAUCCGCGCCUCCCAUACCCAACAACAAGGAGUCAAACGAAAACACGAAACGUAGGGUACGGGAUUAAAGUCGCGUAGUUAAAGCGGUUGACUGUGGAUCCGAGGAUCGUGGGUUCGAAUCCCCGUGCCUUAUUUUUCGUUUAGACUCCUACAUAUGGGGGCUCGUCCGGGAUGGGGGGUUACAGCGGCAGAGGACCGGCCAGUGACGAUGAGUGACGAUGAACAACAAUGCCACGCGAAGGACGGUGUCGUGUUGACGGUGGGGAGCGGGCAGCAGUGAGGCGUCGAGAGAGAAAGAGAGAGGGGAGCACACUCCAGGGAAGGGGCAACUUGAGGUGCGGUCGGAGUGGGACUUCGGCGAAAGAGGGUGCGGCGCGCACUAUUGUUGAGACGCAAAACCCGAGAUAACAGACAUUCGAGGGCGAAUGAAUGUCAAUUCAGGAAGGCCGAGUGUAGUGUCCGCGCCUCCCAUACCCAACAAUAAGGAGUCAAAUAAGAACACGAAACGUAGGGUAUGGGAUUGAUCGCGUAGGUAAAGCGGUCGACUGUGGAUCCGAGGAUCGUGGCUUCGAAUCCCCGUGCCUUAUUUUUCGUUUAGACUCCUACAGUACUAGUAUGCCUAUACUUUCGUUGACUCCAUUAUGAUUGUAUACGAAGAGUGACAAAUGUGUCACACAACAAAUGUUGUACACACAAUGUAUGUUUUGAGACUGACAAUUUAUCAUUGGCAGCUGAGAAGAAUGCCUGUGAGCGUUAUACUUUGUUCAAAUGAUUGUAUCCACCCUGCUAAAGAUAUAUCUCCGAUAGAAUCAUUUGAAACGAAUCACUGUUAUUAUAAGCAAAGAUGGUCAUAACACGUCCACUGUCCUUAUAACUAGAAAGAGGCGAGACUUUGGACAAGCCAUAAGCCUCCGAGUCAAUGUUAUCCUAACCCGCGCGUAGGUCAGAGAACAGCGAACGAGUUGAAGAGCUCCUGGAGUCGUUUCUUCCAAUGUUUAUUGCUUCUUCCAAUGAAUUUCCGUUUUCGAAGAAAGAGAAAGGGAACGAUUACCCAAGGGAGAUAGAACGAAAGAGAAUGAAAGUUGCAUCCUGUUCGCAACAGUGUUCGCGUAUUAUUAUUUUUGUAAAACGAAGUAGCGAUUGGUCGUUCACUAGGAUUGAAUCGUUCGUGUCUACGCGACCGUAGGAAUUCUGUUUCGUUCCACGGGACCCUGUGUACGAGGACGCGCAUGUUUAUUGGUGCUUCCGCGCGUUUCGAUGAAAUGUGUCCCAGCAUAUCGUAACGCGUAAAUAGUUCCGAGACAGAUGAUAUUUUUGUGCGAAGAUUUGCUUGAUGAGCAACGUCCGAAUUAUGUUGGGAUGUUAGAGUUUACUCGAUUUACAUGUUUCUCUUUUUCAUUCGCCCUGUAACGAUAUUUUGUUCCUUCAUUAAAAGGCGAGAUUCGCAAGAAACGUUUUUCGUAGAUGGGAUCUGAACAGAAAAGAAAUAUUUUUGUUUGUGUAAAUAUGUUCAAACGUUUAUUAAUUUUAUUGGAUUCGGCGAAACAUUUUCAAUUGACGUGCUUUGUUCAACGAUUUACACGGUGAAGACUAUGACACCAGAAUUUUUGUAUCUUAUAUGUAUAAUACAUAUAUAUUUUCAGUCGUGCUUUAUGCGAUAAAACUUUAAUACCAGAAUUUAUUUAAAUCAGUUUUUACCUUUUCUUUCCGUGUCCUCGUAGCGUGUAUAACGGUAGGCAGUAUACGCUCGUAUGUGCAUUAAAUGUAUGAUAUUUUUCUUGUACGUGUUUGACAUAAUGAAAUAUACGUUCGUUUUAAAGUGUGCGUGUGCAAGUCUGCGUAAACGAUGGCUGAAUUUUAUUGUAGUCAAUCGUAAUGUAUCGUGUCGGAAGUGAGACGAAAUUGCAACGUAGACUACCUUUACGCAGGGGCUCAAAGUAUUAUUCUUAUCGCGGCAUCGACAAACUAGCUUAGUCGAAUGAUCAUGGAUUAUCAAUAAAGUGCUUUUCAAUUGUC
This is a messenger RNA of Hylaeus volcanicus, 4845 nucleotides long. Its product is annotated as lipopolysaccharide-induced tumor necrosis factor-alpha factor homolog. Gene Ontology annotation, molecular function: zinc ion binding. The coding region runs from base 294 to 800 and encodes 168 amino acids. NCBI's taxonomy places the organism in Eukaryota, Metazoa, Arthropoda, Insecta, Hymenoptera, Colletidae. The transcript is spliced from 4 exons. The record is from RefSeq and is a predicted model, not a curated record.